Molecule: messenger RNA, 1553 nt
Organism: Chlamydomonas reinhardtii
Lineage: Eukaryota; Viridiplantae; Chlorophyta; Chlorophyceae; Chlamydomonadales; Chlamydomonadaceae
Exons: 6
Coding region: 113-838 (241 amino acids)
Source: RefSeq, a predicted model, not a curated record
CAAGGAAUCUGGAUAGCUGAUCGGCGCAUGCAGCCUCGUUCCCUCGGCAAACGGAAAGGGACUGUCUGCCGCAAGGCACUAUCAACUUGCUUAUACAAGACUCACAGGCAACAUGAACUGGCUCAACGCUCUUGUCAACGAGUAUGACGCAAAGCCGCUGCAGAAGGCGGGCAUGCUCACAAAGGACCAGCUGGCCCAGUUCUUCGCGGAGUCCGCCAAACAAUUCAGUAACCCGGAGUUUAAGCAGCUGCUGAGCGUGGCGCACUCGCAGCGCGGCCCGGGCACGUCUGAGGAGAUGGUGAACGGAAUGCAGAAGCAGAUCUUUGAGAGCAUGGGCAUCCAGGGGGAUUUCGGCCUCAAAUGCCUGUCGCGCGUGCACCCCGAGUACGGCAGCGACGCCUUCUUCAUGCGCCAGUUCUACGAGCACGUGCAAAAGGAGGAGAUGGUGCUGGACGAGGCGGAGAUGCCCGAGUCCAUGUUCCGCUCCAAGUACGAGACGCUCAAUCGCUUCCGGGCGGAGAUGGUGUCGCGGAUGGAGAAGAUGAAGGGCAUGUCGCCGCAGGACCAAAACGCCUACCUGGCCAACAUGUACCGCGAGAUGAUCGCUCAGGGCGGCGAGGACUGCUGCACGCGGCCAGGCGGCUGCAACUCCCAGCCGGGCGGCGCCGAAGCGUGUCAGAAGAAGGGCAAUGCUGCGGGCGCGCCCAUGCAAGCGCCGGGCGGCAUCGCCGUGCCGCUGCCGGUGUCCGGCGUGGCGCCGCCCAGCAGCGCGGCCAUGACGCAAGACGAGCAGCUGGCGUUUUUCUCACAGCUCAGCGGGCCAGCAGCGCCCAAGUAAGAAUGACGUUGGAGGGUAGAAUGAUGGUCACGGGAGUGGGCGGGUUCGAAUGUUGGAUACAAUGGGGGAGCGGGCUGGCGGCGGCGGUGGAAUGGGUAAGCCGGGGGAGGUCGUGGCAGCAAAGGCGUGAUUACGGAUGGUCGUGUGAGUACGCCCACGCGUUGGCGGGAAGGAGCCUGCGGCAGCGGGGCCCAGAGGCGGCGGUGCGGGGCAUGGGGUGUGGUGCGUGUGUAUAGCGGGUAUGCCGUCUAUGAACGACGGGGGGCGGUGACUGGGCCUUGUGGAGCCGCCUGGCGCAAAACGUGGCGCCGGUACGCCGGGGGGGCACUAGCAUGGGAGCCCAGCAGGACCUACCUGAGGGCCGCCCCUGGCAUAAGGGGGUUCGACCGUGGGGUUCGACGCGGAGCGGCGCCGUGACGUAGUGCAUUGCUUGCUGGUCGACCACGAUUUGGGUGAUGACUUUUAGAGGAGCAGGACUUGACUGAGUAAUGGGCCUUCAUACCUCGUCAGACCGGUCACUUGCGGGUGCUGGUGGGUAGCUGACGAAAUGCUGCAGUCCUGGCUGCCAUCGUAAUACAGAACUGUUGGGUGUGCUACGGUUGAGCUCCUUGGUGGUUCGUGCCCUGCUGUCGCAACGAUGUAACGUGUUAGCAAUCGGUGAUCGACUGGAAUCGACGCUCGUUGCUAACAUACGGUACAUGGACUAAGCUGCGUU